AUGUCGGUUACUGCUUAUGCUGCAAAGUUUGGUGAGCUGGCUAAGUUUUAUCCGCAUUAUGAGGGACCAACUGGUGAGUUUUCAAAGUGCAUCAAGUUUGAGAAUGGGUUGUACCCAAAGAUCAAGAAGGAAGUUGGGUACCAGAAGAUUUCUUUACUUGCUGAUUUGAUUGAUAGUUGCCGAAUCUAUGAGGAGGACAACAAUGCUCAUUAUAAGAUCAUUAAUGAGAAGAGGGCCAAGCACCAUCAGAACCGUGGCAAGCCUUAUGAUGCUCCAGCAGGCAAGGGUAAACAUAAAGUUGCUUAUGGUCAGAGGACUAGUGGGGGAGAUGCUCCUGCUGGUGUCGUCUGUUUCAAAUGUGAGAAACCUGGUCAUAAGAGUAAUGUGUGUACUGCUGAGAAAAAGAGGUGUUUCUAUUGCGGUAAAACGGGACAUACAACUCCUGAUUGUAAAGCUAAUGUUGUGGCUGAUGCUUUAAGAUGA
This is a messenger RNA of Vicia villosa (hairy vetch), 483 nucleotides long. RefSeq lists its product as uncharacterized. The record is from RefSeq and is a predicted model, not a curated record. The transcript has 2 exons. The coding region runs from base 1 to 483 and encodes 160 amino acids. Lineage: Eukaryota; Viridiplantae; Streptophyta; Magnoliopsida; Fabales; Fabaceae. Gene Ontology annotation, molecular function: zinc ion binding; nucleic acid binding.